This is a messenger RNA of Mus pahari (shrew mouse), 993 nucleotides long. RefSeq names its product TNF receptor superfamily member 13C (gene Tnfrsf13c). Gene Ontology annotation, molecular function: signaling receptor activity. Gene Ontology annotation, cellular component: external side of plasma membrane. Gene Ontology annotation, biological process: B cell costimulation; tumor necrosis factor-mediated signaling pathway; positive regulation of T cell proliferation. NCBI's taxonomy places the organism in Eukaryota, Metazoa, Chordata, Mammalia, Rodentia, Muridae. The record is from RefSeq and is a predicted model, not a curated record. The transcript has 3 exons. The coding region runs from base 18 to 539 and encodes 173 amino acids.
CUGCAUGAGGCGGCGACAUGGGAGCCAGGAGACUCCGGGUCAGAAGCCGGAGGAGCCGGGACAGCUCAGUGCCCACCCAGUGCAAUCAGACCGAGUGCUUCGACCCUCUGGUGCGAAACUGCGUGUCCUGUGAGCUCUUCCACACGCCGGACACUGGACAUACCAGCAGCCUGAAGCCCGGGACAGCUCUGCAGCCUCAGGAAGGCUCCGCGCUGAGACCCGACGUGGCGCUGCUCUUCGGUGCCCCCGCACUCCUGGGACUGGUACUGGCGCUGACCCUGGUGGGUCUGGUGAGCUGGAGGUGGCGUCAACAGCUCAGGACGGCCUCCCCGGACACUUCAGAAGGAGUCCAGCAAGAGUCCCUGGAAAAUGUCUUUGUACCCUCCUCCUCAGAAACCCCUCACGCCUCAGCUCCUACCUGGCCUCCACUUAAAGAAGAUGCAGCCAGCGCCCUGCCACGCCACAGUGUCCCGGUGCCGGCCACAGAACUGGGCUCCACCGAGCUGGUGACCACCAAGACAGCUGGUCCUGAGCAGUAGCAGCAGUGGAGGUUGGAAUCCAGGGAUCCCUUCUGGGCUUGUGGACUUCACCCAACAGCCUGGGAAACAACUCAGCCCUUCAGUGAUGGAGUCCUUUGCCUGGGGGUGAAUCCAGCAGAACCAGACACUACGGCCACAUGAAAUUGCUUUGGGGUUAGUUCUUGGCUUGAGAACGUUCCAUUUCUGAGACGGUUUUUAAGCCUGUGUGCCUUCAGAUGGUUGGAUAAGCUUGAGGGUUGCAUAUUAAUCUCUGUAAUGAGUCAGAGAUUGGAAACUUAAUCUCUUUCUAAAAAUUUUGAAUUAUUGGGCUGGAGGCAUGGCUCAGCAGUACGGUUUGUGUGCUGUUCUAGCCGAGGACUCCAGUUGUUCAGCUUCCCAGAACUCAGAUCUGGCAGCUUAAAACCACCUGUCACUCCAGCCCUCAGAAUAUCCUUGCCUCCAAAGGCACCAGCAC